Neltuma alba is the source of this 1829-nucleotide messenger RNA. Its product is annotated as G-type lectin S-receptor-like serine/threonine-protein kinase At4g27290. Lineage: Eukaryota; Viridiplantae; Streptophyta; Magnoliopsida; Fabales; Fabaceae. The transcript has 4 exons. The record is from RefSeq and is a predicted model, not a curated record. Gene Ontology annotation, biological process: recognition of pollen. The coding region runs from base 304 to 1734 and encodes 476 amino acids.
AUCAAAUCAAUUCCACAUUUGUCUAUUGCAGCAAUGGCCUCAAGUUAAUCUUCGCCAAUUUCUAUCGAUCUUCCUAGUGGCUAAGUUCAACGAGGAAAUUCAUGAAGGCGUGAGAAAUGAAGGCAGAAGAAAGCAUAUUUCCGGUUGAAGAUGUCUCAAGCAGCAACAAAUCAUAAACUCACUGUUCACUGAGGCCCGCAUCCUUGAAUCCAUUACCCCUUCAACCAUCGCAGCCAGGUUUGUGUCUUGCUUCCUUGACCUUUACUGGGUGGCAAAAGCUAUAGAUUGGUGCAUUGAGUGGUGAUGAAGAACUUUAUUGUACUGCUUAUUUGCAUUAGUUUGCUCUUUAUAAGAACCUCCACUUCGUUAGACGGGAUCACUCGGAGCCAGCCUUUAAGAGAUGGGGAGACCUUAGUUUCAAGUGUAGGAGUAUUUGCGAUGGGCUUUUUCAGUCCUGGAAAAUCGAAGAAUCGAUACUUGGGUAUAUGGUACAAUCGUAUUUCUCCUUUGACGGUGGUAUGGGUGGCCAAUAGAGAAGCGCCAAUCAGUGAUGGCUCAGGAAUUUUAGUAUUAAACGAUCUUGGAGUUCUUGCCCUGGCUGAUGGCACAAAUAGGACUGUUUGGUUGUCUAACAAUUCUAUAAUGGCUGAGAAGCCAAUUGUACAGCUCUUGGACACAGGAAAUCUUAUUAUUAGUGACCAAAAAUACAGUAAUAAGGACCACUUCAUAUGGCAGAGUUUUGAUUAUCCCUGUGAUACCUUAUUGCCAGGAAUGAAGCUUGGAUUCAACCUAGUCACUGGUCUGAAUAGGUUCCUAUCUUCUUGGAAAAGUCCGGAUGAUCCUAGUCAAGGGGAACAUAUACUGAAAUUAGACCCUCGAGGAUAUCCACAAUCAUUUCAAUUGAGGAGAAAUGUCAUACAUUUCAGGGCGGGAUCGUGGAAUGGCCUUUAUUUUACUGGAUAUCCAGUUCAGAAACGAAAUCCAGUAUACAAGUCUAAGUUUAUUUUCAACGAUAAAGAGGCAUAUUAUGAGUAUGAACUCGUGAAUAGCUCAGUUUACUCCAGAAUUACAAUGUCUCCUUCAGGCAUUGGGAAGCGUUUAAUAUGGGGUAAUCAAAGAGGCACAUGGGAGAUUAUCUCAGCUAACAUGGCUGAUCAGUGUGACAAUUAUGGUUUAUGCGGGGCAUACUCUAUCUGUGAUUUCAGUAGCUCCAGGGUCUGUGAGUGCUUGAAAGGAUUUGUACCAAAAAAUGUGGAACAGUGGAAUAUAUCAGAUUGGUCUGGUGGGUGUGUUCGAAGUGCUCUAUUGGAUUGUAAUAGUAUAGAUGGCUUCCGGAAGUAUAGUGGUGUGAAAUUGCCAGACACAUCUUCUUCCCAGUUUAAUAAGACCAUGAACCUUGAGGAAUGUCAGCAAUUAUGUCUGAGGAACUGUUCUUGUACAGCAUAUGCAAAUUUGGAUAUCCGUGAUAGAGGAAGUGGCUGCUUACUUUGGUUUAAAGAUCUGAUUGACAUGAAGCAAUUAAUGCAAGGAGGACAAGACAUUUUUAUUCGCGUCCCUGCUUCAGAGCUAGACUUUUCUGAGAACAAACGCUAUGGGAACACCAAUAAGGGAAAGCUCCUAGGAAUCGCUGUUGCUUCUGUUACAAUAAACAUGGGCAUGAUACUUAUAAUUUUUGGAUUGAUUAGAUGUGUACGGAAAAGGAAACCCAAAAGGGAUGACAAAAAUAUAUUAUAGGAAUCCUUACUACAAUAACUUGAGAAUGGAAGACACAGAACUACAAAUAUUUGAUUUUUCAGUCAUAGCUAAAGCCACUGAUAAUUUUUCAAGCA